UGCAACAGCACACCAAAUAGCGUCAGUUUUAGUCAGUUAGCGUACUGUAGAGACGACUCCAACAGCGUAGUGAGUAUGGAGGCAGUAUAGUCGAAGAAACUACUCAAGAGUAAGACUGCAGACAACAAAGACUGAGAGACGGUGAGAGAGAAAUCUAGAGAGAGACAGACGGAGAACGCUAUAGAGAAAUGGCAAAGAGUGAGAGUAAAGCUCCAUCAGCAGCUGCAGACGGCGAAGGAGGGUAUCCCUGGCUGGUUCCCAGAGGUAGUCUCCUGGAGAGAAAGCUGCUGGCGGAGGGACGCAGGGAGGAGCUACUGACGCUCCUCUAUCAGGACAAGCUCACCCCUGAGCAAGUCCAGGAACUGGUGAGGGAAUGGAUCGAUCUGGUCACAGAGAGAGACAAACUCCUACGGGAAGAGCUCCAGCAACAAUACAGGGAGGAGAAGGAAGAGUAUCUGAGAGACCUGAGAACAUUUCUGGACCGCAUCCCACUGGCCGAGCAGUCGUACGAGGAAUCGCAGCUCAAGAAAUGCAUACUCAUGUUGGAGAAACAGGUCACAAACUACUGCAACAGCCACAACAUUGACGUGGCUCCGCGCCGAGUGGCCGCCUGGCGCUCCGUGCCCAGCGGGUUAGAGCGAGGAGAGGGGAGCGGUGCGGACAAUCCUUCGCCUGACGGGAAACGAGAGAGGACGAGGACUCGAUCUGUGUCGUCUCUGAAUAACGGGAACGGUUCGGUCAACUGCACCGACGGAACUGAAGUGGGAGCCGCAGCUAAACCAAGUCUCUCUCUGCCGGGGAGAGACCCGGAGCCACCUCAACCACCCAACUCUGUGGUAGUUGAGGUCGUCAUUGAGUGCGAGGACACACAUCUUCCCAGAAAUCCUCCCCCACCUCCCACUGCCGGACUCCCUCCCCCUCCCCCACCUCCUCCCCCUCCUCCUCCACCUGCCACACUUAGGCCCAUCCUACUCAAAAGAGGAGCUGCCAACACCGCAGGAACCGGUCAGUUUGUUAGUGGAGCAGUGUACAACCAACAACAUCAGCAGCAACACUCUGCCCAGAACAUACCCCUGCCUGGAGUCAGAGCCGAUAGAAGUUUCCUCGACGAGAUAGCCAGCGUCGGACAGACGAAGCUACGUUCGACAAAGCGACCUCGUUCCCCCGGGGGCACCCCAAUCAAGACACCGGCGAAACCCACAACGACCCCCUCGGCGAACGACAAGAUCCAGCAGGCCCUCAUGAGCAGGAUCAAGACCCUUCAUUCCACCCCCAUACGGCCAAAAUCCCAGACGAGACAACAACAGCCGAGCAUCACCAGUGAUCCCAACGACUUCUCAAACCAGUGGUCCGACAUCAACAGCUUCGAGGACCCUGAUUUCACCACUGGAGACACUACCACUGCCACCACCACCACCACCGCUGGCAAUACUCCACCUGGUGUGGUGUCCUCUCCCAAUAUAUCGGAGGGGUUCAGUCCGAGCACUUCAAAAAUAUCCACCCCCAAGCCCGGGAAGGGGGCGUCGGCCAGUGGGAAGGGUAGGCGGGGCUGGAGGAACCUAGGGAGGAAGAAGACUGGGAAGGGACGGGGAGCCAGCCCUAAUACAUCCACCGCCGUCUGAGAACAGCUCACUGGUUGUUAGGCACUCCCUAAAUGUAUGUUUUGUGGACUCAACUCAUGCACAGAGCACGUCAUCAGUCUAUUUUUACUUGUCAAUUGGCUUUUGCACUUUUCACAAGAUCAACGCAUGCGCAAAAUG
Molecule: messenger RNA, 1760 nt
Organism: Geodia barretti
Lineage: Eukaryota; Metazoa; Porifera; Demospongiae; Tetractinellida; Geodiidae
Source: the annotation of a GenBank genome assembly